CAUCUGCUCUUCAAUUUUGUAAAUAUUUUCAAUUUUGGUCUUUUAAACAAUUCCGCCAAUUGUAAUUUUUUUGAAUUCUUUUUAAGUCCCAUACAUUUAACUUCAUCUGGUUUAUUAGUUUGGGCUUUUAGGCCCGCUGUCUUAUUUUUUUUUACAUAAAUACUUUGUUAUAAAACAAAGUCAUCAUGGGAGGUGGAAAUAUUAAAGUAGUUGUUCGAUGUCGACCUUUGAAUUCUAGAGAAAUUGCCCGGGGGGCAAAAUGUCUCAUUAGAAUGGAGGGAAAUCAAACGUUUAUUACCAGGCCAGAUUCAAAUGACCCUGGAAAUUCUAAAGCUGCUAAACGAGAUGGUGUUGAAGAUGUGAAAUCGUUUACGUUUGAUAAAUCAUAUUGGUCUUUUGAUAAGAAUGAUCCAAAUUAUGCCACCCAAGCAAUGUUAUAUAACGAUCUCGGUGAAGAACUUCUCGACCACGCUUUUGAAGGGUACAAUACAUGUAUUUUUGCCUACGGUCAAACUGGCGCAGGGAAAUCUUAUUCUAUGAUGGGUUAUGGAGAAGAGAAAGGCAUUAUACCUCUCACCUGUUGUGAAUUAUUUAACCGCAUAAAUAAUAACCAAGAUCCUAAUCUCACAUAUCAAGUACAAGUCUCUUAUAUUGAAAUUUACAAUGAGCGGGUUAGAGACUUAUUAAACCCUAAAAACAAAGGCAAUCUUAAAGUCAGAGAACAUCCGGCUUUAGGUCCAUAUGUAGAAGAUUUGUCAAAGCUAAUAGUUAACUCUUUUAAUGAUAUUGAGAAUUUAAUGGACGAGGGUAACAAGGCGAGAACAGUAGCUGCAACAAAUAUGAAUGAAACAUCAAGUCGGUCGCAUGCUGUAUUUACCUUAUUAGUAACACAGAAAAGGCAUGACACUCAAACAAAUAUGGAUACUGAGAAAGUAGCUCGCAUUAGUCUUGUGGAUUUGGCUGGUUCAGAACGUGCUAAUUCAACUGGUGCAACUGGAACUCGGCUAAAAGAAGGAGCAAACAUCAACAAAUCACUAACAACAUUGGGUAAAGUUAUUGCCUCUUUAGCUGAACAGUCGUCUGGCGAUAAAAAAAAGGGCAAGAAAGAAGUUUUUGUCCCAUAUAGAGAUUCUGUUUUAACUUGGUUGUUGAAAGACAGUUUAGGUGGUAACUCUAAAACCGCCAUGAUUGCUGCCAUUUCUGCAGCUGAUUAUGAUGAAACGCUUAGUACCUUACGUUACGCUGAUGCGGCUAAACGUAUUAAGAACAAAGCUGUUGUUAACGAAGAUCCCAAUGCAAGACUCAUUCGUGAACUCAAAGAAGAAUUACAGAUGUUGCGUAGUAAACUUGGCGGCGAUGCCUCUUAUGAUUCAAGUGAACCUUAUGAUCCCAGUGUUCCUCCUUCUCAACAAGUUGUUGUACUUCAGGAUAAAAACGGAAAUACUAUAAAGAAGACAAAAGAGGAAUUAAUCGAUCAAAUUCAAGCUUCUGAAAAAUUAAUGGAUGAAGUUAAUGAAUCUUGGGCGGAAAAAAUACGAAAAACCGAAGAAAUCCAAAAAGAACGUGAAAAGACAUUGGAAGAACUUGGUAUUAUGGUUGAAAAGAAUGCUGUUGGCGUACAUCCUCCUAAGAAAGUACCGCAUCUUGUCAAUCUCAAUGAGGAUCCUCUCAUGUCAGAAUGCUUAGUUUACCAAAUAAAACCUGGAAAAACACGAAUUGGUCGUCUAGAGUCUGAUACUCAUUCUGAUAUACGUUUAAGUGGUGAGAAUAUAAUAGAUGAGCAUUGUUAUUUUGAAAAUAUAGAUGGAGUUGUUACGCUGUAUCCUCACGAAGACAGUACGACAAUGGUAAAUGGCAUGCGUAUAAAUAAACCAAAAAAAUUGAAAUCCGGGUUUCGUAUCAUUCUUGGAGAUUUCCAUGUGUUCCGUUUUAAUAAUCCUGAAGAAGUUAGGCGCGAACGAGCGAAAUCGAAACAACUCAGCAUAAGUAUUAGUGGACCAAUAACUCCAAAUGGAAAUGGAGAGGAUAGCGCUAAAGCACCAGAUUCUCCUACAUCUACAGCUUCUUUGAUGUCAGAAGCGGUCAUAGAUUGGAACUAUGCAAGGAGAGAAGUAGCAAUUAAUUGUUUAAACUCUGGAACUGAUACUAACUUAAAUACGCUCGGGACUUUACCAGAUGAAUAUUUACAUAGGUUGAUGGAUGAUCUCAAAAAAAUUCAAAGUGCUCGGAGAACUCGACCUGAUAGUAGAAGUAGUGAUUUUGAUGAUAGCUCUAAUGAUGAAAUAUACUCCCAGGAUAUACCAGCUGAAUUAGAAAAUAAACUUAAAGUAGUUAAGGAUGAAAUGCAGCAACAACUUGAUUUGCAAAAACAGGAAUAUAGGGAGAAGUUAGAUGAAUUAGAAAAAUCAACCCUUGAAGCUGAUGAAUUAAAAGCCGAGAAAGCGCAAUUACAAGAAAAACUUGACAUGAUUCAAAAAGAAAUGCAAAUGAUUCAAGCUCAGGAUCAACGCAAAGAGAAAAGAUCGUCUCAUACUCCCCAUGAAGGAUACAACUCAGCGCCUGAUCCUCCUUAUACUGAAGAAGAAUUACGUUUAAUUCAUAUGGCCCUCAAGAAAUGGAAACGUCAGAGAUUCGUACAAAUGGCCGAAACAAUUCUUAGUAAUGCAGUAAUAUUGAAAGAAGCCAAUGUUAUAAGUAAAGAACUUGAAAAAAAAAUUCUUUAUCAAUUUACUAUUAUAGAAGAUGAGCCCUACACUAAUCCAGUAUCAUUAUGGGAAAGCACAAGUGCACUUAACCAAUUUUAUAACAACGAGGAUUCAUCACUGCAUGCCUCUAAAAAGCCUUGUGUUGGAGUUAAGGUUAUUGACACAAAGAACGAUGUUGUUUAUGUAUGGUCUCUUGACAAGCUUAAAGCUCGUUUACAAAAAAUGCGUAAUUUAUAUAAUUUCAUUGACCGUCCCCAAUAUAGUAAACAUUUCAAUUGGGAAGAUCCAUUUUAUGAAAAUCCUUGUCCAAGCUUCACCUUCAUUGGCAGUGCUAGCGUAGGAUUAACAUCUUUACUUAUGAAAACUGAAUAUGAACAAAAUGCACCUGUAGUUUGCAGAUACUCCGGCAAAGUUUAUGGGUAUUGUAAAGUGCAUAUUAAAUUCCUGACUGAUUUUGAGGAUACAACCUCAAAAGAUCCACAAGUCAUUGAUAAACAAAAGGAGAUUUCUACAAAAUUAUCAAUUGGUAGCCAAGUAGUUUUUGAAGUAACAAUUUUGGAACUCACUGGCAUAAAAGAAUCACAAUUCAGCCAAGUUCAUGUACAAUUUAAGUUAUCCUCCUUCGGUAAUGUUCAUCCUUUAACACAAAGCGAACAUAUAUAUGCGACAGAUCCUGUAAGUGAAUUCGGAAAUAAUCCAAUUACUUAUAAUUAUGAAAAAACUUUAAAGAUGGUUGUUUCUCCUGCAAUGAUGGAAGUGCUUACCAGUGGCACGUUGACAUUCGAAGUAUUCGGUCAUGCAAAACGUUGUAUAUUGGAGGAUAUGGAGCGGUGGGAUGGUCAUAACGAGCGACCACUUCAUCGUAGUGUCAAUGGAAUCGGUUUAUCUGAAACUUCAACUUCUAGAGAACGACGUUCUGAGGAUGAAUUAGUCGCUGAGGAAAAACAUGAUGUAGUGGCCUGGGUUCAAGUUUGUGAACUUGCUCCAACGGGAGAGUAUGUACCGGUACAAGUUCUGUCUCAAAAUCCUCUAGAUCCCGGUGCUUUCUUUUUACGACAAGGUUUACAACGACGUAUUAUACUUACAUUAACACAUAAUUCUGGUCAGCAAUUUCCUUGGAGUAAAAUCACAAAGAUGGAAAUAGGACGAGUUCGAUUAUUAGAUGGAAAAGGAAGAUUAUCUGAAUCACCAGUACAAAAUGAUAUACAAAUGAACCUGUUGCUGGCUCAAAAUCCUCAAUUUAAUGCAGAUGGCACUAGCGUGAUAAUUGCUAAAGCUUCAUGGGACAGUACGCUUCAUGAUUCUAUAUUUCUUAAUAGGACUACUCAAUCAAAUAGUCGUGUUUUAUUAGGUUUAAAUUGGCAUGUUGAAGCUGAAAAAUGUGUUGAACCAAUUUCUUUCCAUAUGGAUAUUGCAGUGCAAAUCCAAGGUCGUGAAGCUCGACCACCAUCAAAGUUAAUUCAAUUGUUAAAUCAAUCGAAGGUUUUAUGGAAAACUAGUGGUCUAUUCUCAGUAGUUCUUAAGCCACCCAUGACUCGUAAAAUUUCUGAACUAUGGAGAUUAAAUACAGCUAAUAAAUAUGUUCGUGGUGAAGAAUUUUUGGGUAAUUGGAAACCUCGUGGGGUAUCACUUGUUAAGGACUAUAAAACAAUUAGCGAACGUAUUCGUAGGUUAGAAGCCGUCGAAUGUACGAAGCAAGUUCUUGCUUUACACGGAGCACGCAAAGGAUCUUCUGAUGAAAAACCUGAAAGUUGUUCUAACUCUGAUGAUUUGGCCAAAAAAGCUGUUACACUUUGGAAUAAAAAGUGGGGUAUAAAUAAAGAGAUUGUCAUAAAUCAAGAACCCCCUCUUUCGGGACCGCAUCAAGAUACAGAUUCUUGGAAAACCACCAAACCAUCUAAAUUGGUUGCACAAGUUCGAAUGGUUGCCAAAACGGAUACAAUAACCAAAAAGGGUCAUUUACUUACACCGGAAAAUGCGGGAGAAAAUUGGGUAAAGCGUUGGUUUGUCUUGAGAAGACCGUACCUCUUUAUCUAUGAGUCUCAAAAAGAAACGGUAGAGCAAGGUGUCAUUAAUCUCUCAUCGGUUAGAGUUGAUUAUCAAAAAUGUACAGAGGAAAUGUUACAGCGACAAAAUGUAUUUGCAAUAUAUACGAAUAAUAAUUCAUAUAUGCUGCAAGCUUCUACAAAGCAGGAGAUGGGUGACUGGAUUUCAAAGAUUGAUCAAUUUUAUCAAAUCGAUGCGUUGGACCUAAAAAGUAAAACUCCUUCGAUGGACAAAGAGUAAAUAAUUAUAAUUUUUUAUUAUGUAAAAUUUGUAUUAAAAUCCUUUCACAUUUGAUAAUUCACGAUUAUAUAUAUAUAUUUUUUUUGUUAUAAUAUAGAAUAAAUUUGUAAACGUAGCCAUCGAUAUUAUUUUUUUGAUUUAGACUGCUUUUGGUGGAUUAAGUAUAUAUAUUAUUUAUUUUAUUUUACUUUAUUUUUAUUUUAUUUUAUUUAUAUGUAUGAAUGUAUAUGUCAUCAUACACAAAAAAGAAAUUAAUAUAAAAUCGGUACAUUUACUUAGACUAAUUUUUCAAGUCGUAAUAAUUUUAAGGUUUAAAAUUGUCCGGGCUGAAAAUUUCGAAUUUUACUAUAUGA
Molecule: messenger RNA, 5344 nt
Organism: Rhizophagus irregularis DAOM 181602=DAOM 197198
Lineage: Eukaryota; Fungi; Glomeromycota; Glomeromycetes; Glomerales; Glomeraceae
Source: RefSeq, a predicted model, not a curated record